AUGCCGGACACAUUCACAGUCAUAAAGAACCAGACGGAGCCACGGCUGGGGCAGCUAGAGCGCACACUGGCCACGGAGGGGAGCGCCCGCCCCGCCUGGGUCAUAGCCAUCCUGGCCAGCGUGUUGAUCUUCACCACGGUGGUGGACGUGCUGGGCAAUCUGCUGGUCAUCAUCUCGGUGUUCACGAACCGCAAAUUGAGGAAUUCUGGUAAUGUAUUUGUGGUGAGUUUGGCCUUUGCUGACCUCGUGGUAGCCUUCUACCCCUACCCCUUGGUUCUCUAUGCUCUCUUCCAUAACGGAUGGGCACUGGGAAACACACAAUGCAUGGUCAGCGGUUUCCUGAUGGGGCUGAGCGUCAUCGGCUCCAUCUUCAACAUCACGGGGAUCGCAGUGAACAGAUACUGCUACAUCUGUCACUCGUUCUCCUACAGUCGGCUGUACAGCUUUCGCAACACUCUGAUGCUUGUCGCCUUAAUCUGGGCGCUCACGGUGGUGGCCAUCAUCCCCAAUUUCUUCGUGGGCUCCCUGCGCUACGACCCGAGGGUCUACUCCUGCACCUUCGCCCAGACCGUCAGCAGUUCGUACACGGUGGCGGUGGUCGUGGUUCACUUCCUGGUUCCGAUCGCCGUGGUUACCUUCUGUUAUCUACGCAUCUGGGUACUUGUGAUUCGGGUGCGACGUAAAGUGAAGACAGAGGAGAGCCCUCGCCUCAGACCGAGUGACGUGCGGAAUUUCGUCACGAUGUUCGUGGUCUUUGUGCUCUUCGCCAUCUGCUGGGCUCCACUUAACCUGAUUGGCUUGGCGGUGGCCAUCGAUCCGUCUCACGUGGGUCCCCGUAUCCCCGAGUGGCUUUUCGUGGUCAGCUACUUCAUGGCCUACUUCAACAGCUGUCUGAACGGCAUCAUCUACGGCUUACUCAACAGGAAUUUCAGGAACGAAUACAAACGCAUCGUCAGCUCCGUCUGGGUGACUCGGCUUUUUGUGACGGAGACUUCGCGACCCGUCACCGAGGGCCGGAGCAUGAGGAGCAAGCAUUCGCUGCCUCCGCCGCUCAACAACAACGAGUCGGUCCGAGAUCGUUCAAACAAAGAAUGA
This is a messenger RNA of Pseudoliparis swirei, 1095 nucleotides long. RefSeq names its product melatonin receptor 1Bb (gene mtnr1bb). The record is from RefSeq and is a predicted model, not a curated record. The coding region runs from base 1 to 1095 and encodes 364 amino acids. The transcript is spliced from 4 exons. Gene Ontology annotation, molecular function: melatonin receptor activity. Gene Ontology annotation, biological process: G protein-coupled receptor signaling pathway. NCBI's taxonomy places the organism in Eukaryota, Metazoa, Chordata, Actinopteri, Perciformes, Liparidae. Gene Ontology annotation, cellular component: membrane.